AUGGCUGACACUCCAGUCAAAGUGACUCGCACCGUCAUCACGAACUCGGUAACCCCAGGACUGGAGUCAUUGACUAUCGUAGGGUCCCCUCGGGUGCUGGUCCGGCCGUUGGGCCUUAUCCGUCUGCUGCAGCUGUCAUCUACCUGCCUGGCUUUCUCACUAGUGCUCUACGUAGGUGCCUGGAAGGGCACCUUGGGCAGCUGGUGCCUGUUCUCCUGGUGCUUCUGCUUCGCCAUGACCCUGAUGGUCUUGAGUGUGGAGUUGACUAGACUUCAGAGGCGCUACGCCAAGUCAUGGCUGGAAUUCCCCAUCACCUGUGCCUGCUAUGGUUUCCUCUUCAGUCUGUCUUCUUCCAUCAUCUAUUCGACCACCUAUGUGCGGUUCAUGGCUUAUGGAUACCCCAGAACACAGGCUAUUAGAGCCACUGUCAUCUCCUGCGUCUCCUGUGUGGCUUAUGCGACAGAAGUGACCUGGACUCUGGCAAGGCCUGGUGAGAUCCCUAGCUACAUGGCCACUGUGUCGGGGCUGCUCAAGAUUGUUGAAUCUUUCGUAGGCUGCCUCAUCUUUGUCUUCAUCAACAACCCACAACUUUACAUGCAUAUAUCAGCCCUGGAGUGGUGCGUGGGCGUCUAUAUCAUAUGUUUCAUCCUAACCAUGGUGGCCAUCCUGCUGAAUCUGGGACAUUGUAUCAUCCCCUUUCCGACUUUCUUGACGAGCAUAGCUUUCCUGUCUGUCCUCUUAUACACCACCGCCAUUGUCCUGUGGCCUGUGUACCAGUUUGGUGAGGGGUUUGGUAUCUCGUCCAAUCAUUUAAUGGGUUUGAAUUGUCAUUAUAGAACUCCCUACUCAGUGUGUAACUGGGACCGCCAAGUGGCAGUGGCGGUCUUGACCGGUAUCAACCUGUUGGCUUAUAUAGCUGAUUUUAUCUACUCAAAAUAG
This is a messenger RNA of Acomys russatus (golden spiny mouse), 939 nucleotides long. Its product is annotated as myeloid-associated differentiation marker-like. The coding region runs from base 1 to 939 and encodes 312 amino acids. The record is from RefSeq and is a predicted model, not a curated record. Lineage: Eukaryota; Metazoa; Chordata; Mammalia; Rodentia; Muridae. Gene Ontology annotation, cellular component: plasma membrane; cell-cell junction. The transcript has a single exon. Gene Ontology annotation, biological process: negative regulation of heterotypic cell-cell adhesion.